UAAGGUGGCUGGCAGACUUUGUUACCUCUAGACAAGAGGUAUUGAUAGCUCAUAUAGCCCGUUCAAACGAGAAAAAAAAAAGCGUGUGCAGAGCUGAAAUAGCACAGGCUUGUAGCUGUCAACCGCUAUCAAGCCCAUUGCUACAGAGUUGCAUUGACCCACCGUCAGGCGGGUAAACACCGACUUCAAAGCCCGAGAUAGCCCAAUGCGGAUCGUGCUCCAGCUGCCCGGUGCCCAGGCCGCCCCAUUGGAUCAAUCUGACGUGCACUCGACUACGGUAUUCCCGUGCUUGCGCCUCGAGCACUUCCAGCUCGUCCAGCUGAGGCAACCCGACAAUGAGGGCCAGUGUUGGGGGAAGUCGCGCCUCAUUGCGUCAAUGAGAGGCGCCACUGCAAACGCGCGGCACUGAAAUUGACUAGAAUUGACCCAUCAACCGCGACAGGAGGAAGGGGCCACCCACCAUGGCGUGCUAGGCAUGCUGCACCUAGGCGCAAGCGAGCAUCGACAGCGUCCCGACCCAACAGUCGAUUGGGUCGCUCGCUUUUUGGUUACCUCGAACCCGCGGGUAUGCAUCCUCCAA
Molecule: messenger RNA, 580 nt
Organism: Gaeumannomyces tritici R3-111a-1
Lineage: Eukaryota; Fungi; Ascomycota; Sordariomycetes; Magnaporthales; Magnaporthaceae
Exons: 1
Coding region: 206-409 (67 amino acids)
Source: RefSeq, a predicted model, not a curated record